GCGUCGAAACGUAGCCAACCUGCGACAGCUCGGGCGGCGGUUUGUUUUGGAUGAGAUGCUCACUGCAGCAUUUUACGUUUAUCAAUUAAAGGUGAAUUAACAUGAUCCACGAGCUGUUGCUGGCGUUGAGUGGGUACCCGGGGACCAUUUUCACAUGGAACAAACGAACGGGUUUGCAGGUGUCCCAGGACCUGCCCUUCCUUCACCCCAGUGAGACCAGUGUCCUCAACCGGCUCUCUAAACUGGGCUCAGAUUAUAUACGCUUCACAGAGUUCAUAGAACUACACACCGGUCAUGUGCAUCAACAGGAACAUCACACGAACCAGCCCAACCAGACGGGACUUCAUGGCAUUUACUUGCGGGCUUUCUGCACAGGGCUGGACUCCAUCCUGCAGCCGUACAGACAGGCCCUGCUGGACCUUGAGCAGGAGUUUCUUGGAGAUCCACAUCUGACAAUAUCUCAUGUGAAUUACAAGCUCGAUCAGUUCCAGUUGCUGUUUCCCUCUGUGAUGGUGGUGGUAGAGACUAUAAAGUCACAGAAGAUCCACGGCUGUCAGAUCCUGGAGACGGUGUACAAGCACAGCUGUGGGGGGCUUCCUCCUGUACGCAUGGCCUUAGAAAAGAUUCUUGCUGUGUGCCACGGUGUGAUGUACAAGCAGCUCGCAGCGUGGAUGCUGCAUGGAUUGCUGCUGGACCAAAGCGAGGAGUUCUUUGUGAAACAGGGGCCCAGUGCAGGAGGUGCUGCUGCCAACCAGGAGGAGGAGGAGGAGGACCUGGGGCUGGGGGGCCUGAGUGGGAAGCAGCUCCGAGAACUGCAGGACCUGAGGCUGAUCGAGGAGGAGAACAUGCUGGCCCCGUCCCUGCAGCAGUUCUCCCUGCGAACUGAGAUGCUGCCUUCCUACAUCCCCAUCAGAGUGGCUGAGAAGAUCCUCUUCGUUGGAGAGUCCGUACAGAUGUUUGAAAACCACAACCACAGCCCCUCUAGAGCUGGCUCCAUACUGAAGCACCAGGAGGACUCGUUUGCUGCCGGGCUGCACAGACUCAAACAGCAGCCUCUGUUCAGCCUGGUGGAUUUUGAAAAUUUGAUCGACCACAUCAGGAGCACAGUAGCAGAGCAUCUCUGGACGUUGAUGGUGGAGGAGUCGGAUCUGCUCGAACAGCUCAAGAUCAUUAAGGACUUCUACUUGCUGGGUCGUGGCGAGCUCUACCAGGUGUUUAUCGACCUCGCGCAGCACAUGCUGAAGACUCCUCCCACAGCUGUCACCGAGCACGAUGUAAAUGUGGCCUUUCAGCAGGCGGCUCAUAAGGUGCUGCUGGACGACGACAACCUGCUGCCGCUGCUGCACCUCACUGUGGACUACCAGGGCAAAGACAGCAAAGAGGCGACAGGCCCAAGAGAUAGCGCCACUCCUCCUCAAGACACGUCUCCCCGUGAGGUCCCCCCCACAGGAUGGGCGGCUUUGGGUCUUAUCUACAAGGUCCAGUGGCCACUGCACAUCCUCUUCACUCCGGCCAUCUUGGAGAAGUACAACGUUGUGUUCAGGUACCUGCUGAGUGUGCGGAGGGUGCAGUCUCAGCUGCAGCACUGCUGGGCUCUCCAGAUGCAGAGGAAGCACUUGAAGUCCAGCCAGACAGACGCCGUGAAGUGGAGGCUACGCAACCACAUGGCCUUCCUGAUCGACAACCUGCAGUACUACCUGCAGGUGGAUGUGCUGGAGUCUCAGUUCUCUCAGCUGCUGCAGCUCAUCAACUCCACCCGAGACUUCGAGAGCAUCCGACUGGCCCACGACCACUUCCUCAGCAACCUGCUCGCCCAAUCCUUCAUCCUGCUGAAACCGGUAUUCCACUGUCUGAACGAGAUCCUGGAGCUGUGUCAGAGCUUCUGCUCGCUGGUCAGCCAGAGCGUGGUGUCUCUGGACGAGAGGGGGACCGCUCAACUGGACAUCCUGGUCAAGGGCUUCAGACGGCAGUCCUCCUUGCUGUUUAAAAUCCUCUCCAGCGUGAGGAACCAUCAGAUAAACUCGGAUCUGGCUCAGCUGUUGCUGCGACUGGACUACAACAAAUACUACACCCAGGCUGGAGGCACUCUGGGCAGGUACGAUAUGGAAGUCUUAUCUUUUCAGCUUAAAAUGUUAUCCACGUGCAGAUUUUACACACAUCCAAAUCUCUUGAGACAAUUAAUGUAAUUAUUUUCUAUGUCUUUCUUUUCAGUGUUUAAGAGGAUUAAGAACCUCUCCCUCUGAACAAAAGAAUCUCCCAUCAGUGCUGCCUUUUGGAUUUGCCCUGAACAGAAUACUGUUAGUAUGGAAUGCCUGUAUAAAAUAUUUUAAGGGUUAGCUCACCCCAAAAAUAAACUCAUAUGUUCCUUACUUACCUGUAAAGAUAUUUAGCCAUGCAGACAGAUGUUUUGUUUUCAGAUGUAUGCCACUGAAACCUCUGCCAUCUCCUCAACAGAGUUGGAUUUUUGUUUGACACUCAGCACAAAAAUUGACCUUUAAAAACAGCAAACUGUCUUUUAAGAAACAUGACCUCCCUGUGAACAGUUUUCAGAGGGACUAUUUCUUUGUUCGGAAAGUAAUUUCAGUGACAACUGGUGAGUUUUGUGGAUUAAAUGCAAUAAUCUAUCCUAGUGUGAUUGAGUUUAACCCUUUAGCAUAUUCAACAAUCCAAGCCUGGUUGAACUGUUUAUAUAUUCAAUUGAAUACAUAUUUCUACUUAAGUAAAACUACUUAUUUGCUAUUGUAACGUCUCCUGGCUGUGGCUUUAUAUUUAGCGUACAAAUAUAAUAUAUAAAAUAUGCUAAAAUGUUGAACGAUUGCUUACCUGCGAUACAUUGUCAUAAAACUGACUGUAGUUCAAACUGAUAUAAACCUGCUUUCAAACAGAAUUACUUAGAAAUAACCCUGGCACAUCUUAAACAUAACUUUGAAAGGACAAGUUGCUGUUAAAAUGUUAAAUAUCAUUUUCAAAUUAUGUGGGAAGGUUUGUGUGACUCUGGCUUCUGCUCAUCAUCCUUGUAUAAAACUGUAAAUAUGAAACUGUGUGAGAACCGAAAAUAAACUCCAAUUGGUUAAAAUG
Molecule: messenger RNA, 3078 nt
Organism: Eleginops maclovinus (Patagonian blennie)
Lineage: Eukaryota; Metazoa; Chordata; Actinopteri; Perciformes; Eleginopidae
Gene: tubgcp4
Product: tubulin gamma complex component 4
Exons: 17
Coding region: 102-2186 (694 amino acids)
Biological process (GO): spindle assembly; cytoplasmic microtubule organization; microtubule nucleation
Cellular component (GO): spindle pole; centrosome; gamma-tubulin complex
Molecular function (GO): microtubule minus-end binding; gamma-tubulin binding
Source: RefSeq, a predicted model, not a curated record